This is a messenger RNA of Emys orbicularis (European pond turtle), 294 nucleotides long. RefSeq names its product small integral membrane protein 18 (gene SMIM18). NCBI's taxonomy places the organism in Eukaryota, Metazoa, Chordata, Testudines, Emydidae. The transcript has a single exon. The record is from RefSeq and is a predicted model, not a curated record. The coding region runs from base 1 to 294 and encodes 97 amino acids.
AUGGCAACCCUCAACAACAGUCACUGGAACGCGACUACGUCCCUUUACCAAUACCUUGGUUUUCAAGUGCAAAAGAUUUACCCUUUCCAUGAUAACUGGAACACUGCCUGCUUUAUUAUUCUGGUGCUAUUUAUCUUUACCGUAGUUUCUCUGGUGGCGUUGGCUUUCCUUUACGAGUUGCUUGACUGUUGCUGCUGUGUGAAAAAUAAAACCAUGAAAGACCUAGAGAAUGAAUCCAAUCCAGUUAGAACCAUGAUGGACAGCUUUAGAAAGAGAGAAACAGAAGUGGUGUAG